AAGUAAUAAUUAAAGUAACAAUAUUACUUUUGAAAGGAGUAACUAGUAAUGAGUAAUAUAUUACAUUCUUUGAGUAACUAGCCCAACACUGUGUCUUAGUAACUGUUAUUACAUAUACAGUACGUGGGCAUUGAUAUACACACAGUAUUAGGCCUAUAUCGAGUACACAACGGAGCUUGACUACGAAGCAGUCACAUACGACUUCCUCUUCCUCUUCCGCCUGUUCACGCAGCUGGCGAAUGUCGCCCAUCCGGUAUUAACGGAAUUUAUGCGAGGCGCAGCCAAAGCAAAAACGACACGAGACGGUUUUUUUUUUUUUUUUUUCCUUCGGUUAUUAUGUGUUUUAUUUUACAGUCGUUUCGGAGUUUCGAUGUCGAUCGUCACAUUACUAGCAAAUUGACUUCUCCUACUUUUGCUUUCACUUUAGCAAAAGAAGAAUGACAUAAAGAUUCGACAAUAUCUUUACUUAUUUUAGUGGGAAUUAUGGUCAGAUUUUUUUCCACACUAUAUGUUUUUCUCCUGCAUGGAUUUCUUUGUGAUGAUGCAGGUGAAGUGUCAGUGUCAGUGACGGAGGGAGAUUCAGUCACUCUACACACUGGUAUUAAAGAAAACCAGCAAGACAGAAUUAGAUGGUAUUUUAAUGGUAUUCGUAUUGCUCAAAUCAAUGGAGAUCUCAGUAAGACCUGUACAGAUGUUCAGUGUAAUGAAGGUACUGAGAGAUUCAGAGACAGACUGAAGCUGGAUCAUCAGACUGGAUCUUUGACCAUCAUGAACAUCACAAACACAGACUCUGGACUUUAUCAAUUAGAGAUCCUCAGCAACAGCAGCAUAAGUAAACAUAUCUUCAGUGUUUCUGUUCGUGGUGUGUAUGCUGUAGAGACAAAUGAAAUGAAGAUGAACUCAGUGAAGGAGGGAAAAAACAUCACGUUAGAUACUGGUGUAAUAAUAGACAGAAAUGAUUUAUUGAUGUGGUAUUUUAAUGAUAUUCGCCUUGCUUAUAUCACUGGAGGUCCAGAAAUCUGGAAAUCUCCUCGGAGUUUCAGUAGCAGACUGCAGCUGAAUUAUCAAACUGGAUCUCUCAACAUCACAAACAUUAAAACCACAGACUCUGGACUCUAUAAACUAGAGAUCACCAACAGCAGCUGCAACAACCCUUUGCUGAGCAUCAGCAGCAGCAGAGUCAAGAGAUUUCAUGUUUCAGUUAAUGGUGUUUCAGAUUCAGGUCUGUCUUCAGCUGCUGUAGCAGGAAUAUGUGUUGCUGCUGUUGCUGCUGCUGUUGUUCUGCUGGUGGCUGGUGCUCUAAUUUACCAUCGCUGCAGAACUAGCACCUAUGGACAAGCAAAUAACAAUGAGGUGAAUCAUGACAGGGAUGCGACUAAUUAUCAGAUACAGAUGGAGGCCAGUCGAGAGGAGAGGAAUGAAACAGGAUCAGGAAAUGACACAAGCUUAAACAGACACUCUGAUGAAUAAUGACUUGAAGAUUGGUCUGUUCAUCAAACAAAGUGAUCAGAUUGCAAGGACUACUUUUUGGGAUACUUGAAAUGUUUGGACCCUGCUGACUGUUGGUGAUGAUGACAGAAAAUCCUCACGUUUGUCAGACAAACAUCCAGUGGGUACCAGAAUGGCAGUGUUAUUCUUUUAUAUUUUUAGAUGAUUGAGAAAGGUAAAUGCAAUGUUAAGUGUUCAAAAGUUACUAUUGUAAUGUAAAUACCGUGAAAGAGUCAAGCUUUUAAGAAAAGCCAUUUUUUAUACUGUCAGAUGCUCAAGCUCUUCACAUUUCUAACAGUUUUAAUAAUUAAGCUUAAUAUUGUAAAUUGUAAGUAUAUAAGCAUUUUUUUUUCAUACCAGGGAAGAAUUGCAUUGUAAAGGAGGUUUAUUUUGUGCCAAGGACCUGAAUUUACACACCAGACUUUUCCCUAACAUGUUCUUAAAUGUUUUCUUUGUCAGCCAUGAAGGAAAAGUGCCAUAAGGUCAAACAGAGUUUUUAGAAAUGGAAAUUAAUCAUUUUUACUCAUAACAGACAUGAUUUGUGUGUUUGUUUUUAGAUAUGUUUUGUGUAGUCAUGUCUCUUAACAUUGAUAUGAAUUUUCCAUGUUCUGAAAUGUGGAAUGGGAGAAUAAUGAAUGGGAAUACUGACAUUGUUUGCUCUUGGUAUGAAAAUAUUGAAUGUCCAUAGCUGUAGCCCCCAAAGUACAAAGAAACAACCAUCUAGUGUUGUAGUCUGUGUGUUGUCAUACUAUCCUGUCCAGCCCAAUGAAUGUUUUUUUUUUUUUGUGUGUGUGUGUGUGCUUUACAGCAUUGUCAUGUGAUCUCAUGAACGUGUACCACAGUUAGCAGAAACUAGAGACUAUAUGGUUUAUUCAGUUUUAGGUAUGGAUAUUAUUCUUACACAAAAACCUUUAUUAACCCCCCUGAGCUGUGUGGAGCACUUUUUAUAAUAGAUGGAUGUACUUUAUUGUACUUUAUCUCAACAGCCAUUCACUGCCAUUAUAAAGCUUGAAAGAGCCAGGACAUUUUUUUUUUUUUUUAAUAUAACUGUAUAUUAAAAAUUGUUUGUAUUUGUCUGUAUGGAGAAAGUCAUAUACACCUAUUCCCCUUUUUGGACUUGUUUUUGUUUUGUGCUCAUAGUAAAUAUGUAAUUGUAUAGGGACUGCAGAUGAAAAUUUGCCUGAAUGGUUACAUCUGGCACAUUACAUAAUAUACUUGACUGCUUAUGUUACUUAAUGUGCAUUGUCCCUUUUAAAAUAAAAAUAAUGAAAAUAAAUAAAUAGAAUU
Messenger RNA from Onychostoma macrolepis, 2775 nucleotides. RefSeq lists its product as uncharacterized. The transcript is spliced from 5 exons. The record is from RefSeq and is a predicted model, not a curated record. NCBI's taxonomy places the organism in Eukaryota, Metazoa, Chordata, Actinopteri, Cypriniformes, Cyprinidae. The coding region runs from base 484 to 1470 and encodes 328 amino acids.